AUGACUGCUCUGGUUCGACCUGGAGUCCACGUUUCAGAGCUGUGUGAGGAUGGAGACAAGCUCCUUGCGGUCGGAGAGCUGGGGCGAGCUACCGUUCUCUAUCUGUCUGCCUUCAGGACUCACGCGGCCUCCACCGUUUCCCACAUGCGGAAAUUGAAGUCACGUCUGGACGGGGUGAUCUCAACUUUAGAAGGUUGGCUUGACAGUCAUGAGGAGAAUCACCCCGCCAAGGGUCUCAAUAAAGGUCUUGCAGCUGUGUUUCUCUCCACGCUCUGCCCCAACAAUCUGUCAGCCACCAUUUUCAAGAUGGAGUCCCUCCUUCAGAGUGGUGGGCACAGCUGCGGGGAGAUUUUUGCUCGCUGCACUGCUCUGCUUGAGGGGAUGGGGAACCCUCAUCCACCAGAUGUGACUCACGUGGUGUUGGAGAUAACUCGUGCCCUGGCCUGCUUGUUCUCAGAGCCUCACAGCACCAAGGGGCUGAAGCUUUACCUCAAAGCUUACCAGAGUAACACAUCUGAAACCAUCGCUCUGGUGAACAGCAGACAAGCUCAGCACCGACCCAAAAUAGUGAAGGCCUUUACAGAUCAAUUACUGCUCAUACAUCCCUCAAUAAUAUCUGACAGUGAGUGUGCAGUGACAACACAGGAGAAAGAGAAGUUAGAUGUAGAGACUUCUGGGACAAUUAUUGGGUUUUUGUUGGCUAUCUCCCCUGGCAACACAGAAGUGCAGGAACUUCAUGCAGCAUUUUUGUUUUUGACAGGCAGCUUUUGGGACAGUGCAGAUGUGUACUCUGCUCUUUUGCCUCUUAGUCAUGGUCAGAAAACAUCAGAGAGUAGUACAGACAAGUCACUCCAAGACACUCCGAAGAGGAGAGCGAGACUCUUGGUCAGUCGAGCAGCCGCCUGCGUGUCGGCAGGUGGCCGGACUGCCGAGGCGUGCAGGGAUCUGGGGGAGGCGUUUGAGAUUCAUCCUGCCACUGCCCGCACUUAUUUUCAAAAGCUAUUCACAGAUCACGGCACAGGGGUGGCUGCUCGCAACCAUCUCCGUCAGCAGGCGGAGCGGGGCCUGUCUGGUUUCAGAGAAAGGGUACUCAUCCGCACAGACCUGCGAUCCACUGAAGGAGUUGAGCUCCUGGACCCUGUGAUCACUCAGUUACGGACUCUGUGCUAUUUAGAGGCCGACGGAGGAGGAAGAGAGCUGCGGGUGCGACUGGCCGACUGUCUUCUCCUCAGAGGGGAACACAAAGAGGCCCUCUCUAUCUGUAGCCAGCUGGCUGCUGCCCGAGGCCAGCAGAGCUAUCAAAACACGGUGCAGGUUCUUCGUGGAUAUGCACGCCUUCUCUCGGAUGACGACAAGGGGGCAUUAGAAGACUUCAAGGCUGUGAUUGAACACAAUACCCCCCACCCGUCCAGCUGUGUGCGGGCCCUCUGUGGCAGGGGGCUCCUGCGCAUGAUGGGCAGGUUAAACUACCUCACAGCUCUGGACUUUGUGACAGCCAGCAUGCUGCUCCCACAAGAAACGGCGCUGACGGUGCGCUGCUUGGUGCCGUGGAACUACCGGGGGCUGCUGUUUACUGUCUUGCUGGAGCAGGGACGAGUCAUGCUCGAGGGGACGGCUGGACAAGAAUCCAAGUCCAGUUCCAGUGAAGAAUCCCGACAGCCGCAGGCCCCAGCAAAGAGAGACAAGGACAGAUCAGGUGCUGCUGGGGUCCAGUCUCUGGCUGUGCUGCUGAUGGAGCUCCAGCCGGGUGCUGAUGGGGCUCAGAUCCUCGCAGCAGAUGCCUUGUACCAGCUCGGCCGGGUGGAGGAGGCCUACCGGCUACUUCUUUCCAUCGGGCCUACCGGUCCUCGGGCCCCCAUCCUGGCUCGACUCGCCCUGCUGCAGCUGCACAGAGGAUUUCUUUAUGACACCAAUCAGCUGCUGAAAAAGCUCAUUCAGUGCAGCGACACCAGCUGCUUGCGGCCCCUGUUGGCCGUGGCUCAACAUAAGGACCGGGUUCUGCUGCAGGGCCACUGCCACUCUGCUGCAAAACGAAUCCUGGAGGGCACGCGGGAGGAGAGCGACGUCAGGGAGGCUGUGGCAUAUCUCUCCAUCGCUAUCAUCGCCUCGGGUGGCGAGGCAGCAGAGUCUUUGCUGGAGAGAGCGAGGUGCUAUGCCCAGCUGGGCCAACGAAAGACAGCCAUCUUUGAUUUCAGUGCCAUUCUGAAGGAGCACCCAAAACACAUCCAGGCUCUCUGUGGAAGAAGCUUCACUUAUCUCAUGCUGAACCAACAAAAGGAAUGCACUCAUGAUAUCCUGGCAGCACUUCAGAUAAACAGUGACAUAGUCACCAAAGACAUCCUGUCACUCAAGGACAAGGCACAGAAGCUGGUCUGUGAUUGGCUGCAUCAGUUCUGUCGGACUAAUCUGUCAGACGUCCUGCUCACUAAAGCCGUCCCCUGCCAUGAAGAGCAGCUCAGAGAGGCUUUUACAAUUGGUCGAGCUCUGAUGAAGAUUGACUGCAGAGACCCCAGAUGGCAUCUCCUCUAUGUGGACACACUUAUAGCCAAAGGUGAAGUCAAGGUAGCAGGCGCUCAUCUGUGCCAGGUGUUUGGCGAGGAGCCAAGAGAUGCAGUGGCCCAGGCCAGGGUGGGUGUGGUGGAGGCCUGGCAGCAGAACUACCUCAGCGCAGCUCUCAGGCUUAGCAAACUGACUGAAAAGGAUUCAUCAAGUCUGGUCUUCCUGCUGGCCCUGAUCCCAGCCAAUCAGCGAAAACGCAUGGCGCAGGCUGCAGCAAAGGAGGCCAGCAGUGUGUCAUCGGGUGGCCAGUGGGAUCAGGCCCUCACACUCCUGAAUGUGGCAGUAAAAGCUGUGGGAAAUCACAGAGACCAGUAUCUUCGCCAGCGGGCUGCCUGCCUCGCUCAGCUGGGCCUACACGAGCGGGCCAUAGCUGACCUGGACAGAGUUAUCCAGAAACACAAGGGACCUGACUCCAGCUGCUCGGAUGAUUCUCAAGUCUGGGCAGAGGACCUGUGUCGACGAGGCCGCAGCCUGGUGCUCUGUACCAGAGAAAGAGCAGCUCUGGAGGACUUCAGUCGGGCCUUGGAGCUCCACAGGAACCAGGCCAUCCGCUGUGUGGAGGCUGGUCUGGGGAGGGUGCGUCUGGCUGAGUGCUUCCUGCGGGGGGCGCUGCAGCACUAUGGGGAGCAGCAGCUCAAUGGAGCCUGGACAAUGAUUGAGUGUGGCCUCAUUGUGGACAAUGAGAACACAGAGCUCCGCAGACUGAGGUCAAAGGUCAAACGAGAAGCUGCCAGUCCCUGCAAUGUCAACUAGUGUUGGUAAUGAGAAGUAAGGAGCUUCAGCUGAGCUCAGUCAAUGAAGCCACGAUCCAACUGAUGAGACAUCUUCUACAAUUUUAUAACACGUUUGAUGGUUCUUUGGAAGUUUGUAGCAUUAACAACAGUGUUUGUUAUUGAAUUCAUCGAUAUCUUUAUAAUUACAGAAAUUCACUAUAUUGUAUAUGGGAGGUGAAUGUGACAAGUAACACCACAGAUUUAUUUCAUAUUUUAUUCAACCAUAUUUUAAGAACAAGUUUAACGUUGGCACUUUAUAUAUUUUAUAAAUGGAACAUCGGUAAUGCAAUUAUUUUGGUAAUUUAAACAAAGCAGGAUUGUGAUGAUCAAUAAAUGGAACGUCACAUUAAAUAUGAUUUAAUUCAAACAAUCACACCUAAAAUAAGAUAUAUAAGAAAGUGGCUCAUGUGCAGGUUUUAUGCUUUUGAAAUGGAGAAGGCACACUUUUCUUUAUUCAAAUCCAUGAAAGAAAACACUAUUGAGAACACAUAAAUACAUAAACAAA
Messenger RNA from Pseudoliparis swirei, 3837 nucleotides. RefSeq names its product tetratricopeptide repeat domain 34 (gene ttc34). Gene Ontology annotation, molecular function: protein binding. Lineage: Eukaryota; Metazoa; Chordata; Actinopteri; Perciformes; Liparidae. The record is from RefSeq and is a predicted model, not a curated record. The transcript has 7 exons. The coding region runs from base 1 to 3312 and encodes 1103 amino acids.